Messenger RNA from Funneliformis caledonium, 255 nucleotides. NCBI's taxonomy places the organism in Eukaryota, Fungi, Glomeromycota, Glomeromycetes, Glomerales, Glomeraceae. The record is from the annotation of a GenBank genome assembly.
UCUGAACCAUUAUUUCCACCUUUACUUUGGUCUGUCACUGACAAUAUUGAAUAUUCAUUUCCAAGAACUCAAAAUAAUGUGGAGGUUUGGCAUAGAAGAUGGGAAAUAUUAGUAGGUCGUGCUCAUGCAUCACGAUCGUUACAAAGAAAACAAGAUCAUGAACGUGAAGAUCGUAUACAAACAGUGUAUUAUGAUCACAAAAAUAGAGAACUUAUGGAUUACCUUAGAGAGAUUGCUCACAAUCUUUCUUUUUAG